Molecule: messenger RNA, 887 nt
Organism: Brachypodium distachyon (stiff brome)
Lineage: Eukaryota; Viridiplantae; Streptophyta; Magnoliopsida; Poales; Poaceae
Product: calmodulin
Exons: 2
Coding region: 161-610 (149 amino acids)
Molecular function (GO): enzyme regulator activity; calcium ion binding
Source: RefSeq, a predicted model, not a curated record
UAGCAGUUUCCUCUUGUCCGGACGCCUAAAAUAUUUCUCCUCCCCGUCGCGCUCCCCCCUCCUUCCCUUCCUCCACUCGCGCUUCGCCCCUUCCUGCUCGUCAGAUCCCGUCCUUCGCCUCGUCGCCUUCGUCGCCGUCCGCGUGUUUCAGGUGGCAGCCAUGGCGGAUCAGCUCACCGACGACCAGAUCGCCGAGUUCAAGGAGGCCUUCAGCCUAUUCGACAAGGACGGAGACGGCUGCAUCACCACCAAGGAACUUGGAACUGUGAUGCGCUCGCUGGGGCAGAACCCAACUGAGGCUGAGCUUCAGGAUAUGAUCAAUGAAGUGGAUGCUGAUGGCAACGGAACGAUCGACUUUCCAGAGUUCCUCAACCUGAUGGCGCGUAAGAUGAAGGACACUGAUUCUGAGGAGGAGCUUAAGGAGGCUUUCCGUGUGUUUGAUAAGGACCAGAAUGGCUUCAUCUCUGCGGCUGAACUCCGUCAUGUCAUGACCAACCUUGGUGAGAAGCUGACAGAUGAGGAGGUGGAUGAGAUGAUCCGUGAAGCCGACGUUGAUGGUGACGGUCAGAUCAAUUAUGAAGAGUUCGUGAAGGUGAUGAUGGCCAAGUGAGCUGCCAUUAUGAAGCUAGUUCUUUCCUGAUGGUAGUAACUAGUUUAGCCUUGAAAACUGACAGCAUUUGGUUAUGCACUGUUCCUUCCAGUGAAUGAACAUAUUGCUUGUUUGUUUUCUUCUAAGGGAUGUUGUGAAUUUCGUGUGUUUGCAGUUGUAUUAUGGUUGUACAAUGUUGCUUUCCUUCAAAAUUGAGAUGAUGGGUUUCUUGUAGUUUAUUGUAGCAUGAAUAUUUUUUGUUUCUGAUCUUGGGUGCAAAUUAUUUAUAUUAUUUAUA